Molecule: messenger RNA, 426 nt
Organism: Ziziphus jujuba (common jujube)
Lineage: Eukaryota; Viridiplantae; Streptophyta; Magnoliopsida; Rosales; Rhamnaceae
Product: DNA damage-repair/toleration protein DRT100-like
Exons: 1
Coding region: 1-426 (141 amino acids)
Molecular function (GO): protein binding
Source: RefSeq, a predicted model, not a curated record
AUGACAUUUCUUACUCGCUUAAAUCUUCCUGAAAAUCAUGUUGAGGGUGAGAUUCCAAGCUCUAUUGGAAAACUUUGCUACCUGAUGCAUUUUGAUAUAUCAAGUAAUAACGUGACUGGUACUAUAUCCGAAAUCCUUAAAGGAACAGAUUGUCUGUCCAGGAAGCCACUACCUAGUCUACAGGAUUUGGAUUUGUCAAGUAAUAACCUAGUUGGUAAGUUACCAGAAUGGCUAGGUCAGCCCAAGAAUCUUGUUGAACUUCAUUUGCUCUAUAACUCUCGUCAUGGUCCCAUCCCAGCUUCUUUAGGUUUAACGAAAAUUCUUUCUGUAUUAUGGCUAGGAAGGAAUGAAUUAAAUGGAACUCUUCUCGAAAGUUUGGGACAACUUUCUAAGUUGAUACUUUUGAUGGUUCUUCCAAUCAUUUGA